Messenger RNA from Parastagonospora nodorum SN15, 3936 nucleotides. RefSeq lists its product as hypothetical. Gene Ontology annotation, biological process: phosphorelay signal transduction system; phosphorylation. The transcript has 7 exons. Lineage: Eukaryota; Fungi; Ascomycota; Dothideomycetes; Pleosporales; Phaeosphaeriaceae. The record is from RefSeq and is a predicted model, not a curated record. Gene Ontology annotation, molecular function: phosphorelay sensor kinase activity. Bases 1 to 3936 code for a protein of 1311 amino acids.
AUGCCCCCGUCGCAGCCGCCAUCCAUCUUUGCGAACCACGCUGCCACGAAACCACCCAGGACGAGCUUUGCAGGCACAUCGGCCCCCGUCACACCGCUCGAGCACCCACGGCGUCUGCUGCAGACACCGCCCUCUACAUGGACGCCAGCCCUACGCCUUGACCCCAGUGAUCCCAACUCGCCGCCGCUUCUUUUUGCCCGCAGUGGGGGAACUGGUGGUGGUAGUAGCAGUAGAGGUGCCCUCCAGACACCGCCCGCCGUUGCUGGGAAGAAGAGGCCAGCGCCCCCCGUGCUCGAAUACAACCCCGCCCCGGCCAGCGAACCCUUGCACAAGCGCCGACGCGUCCACACGCGCGCCCGACACUCGCUCGACAGCGACCACUUCAGCGUCUCCAAGAGCGCCCACGCCCACGCCUACGCCCGCUUCCCCGUCGGUGGCCGCCAGCCACCCUCGCCGCUGUUCUUCAGCGCGCGCAGUCCUCGCCCGCACCUGCCUGCGCGCUUCUCCAGCUCCGAGGCCGCCGCGAGGAUGCUCAGCAAGGCGCAUGGCGAGGAGGGCGGCAUCAAGACGGUCACGCUCGCCCGGGGCACUUUCAGUGCAUCGCCAGCGGAAGGAGCAGUGACCGGUCGAGCCUGCCGCCAACUGCAUCGCCAGAAGGCCCGCGACCGCACCGACCCGCUUAGGCUGCUGGGCUCGGUCGGCAUCGUCGAGCUGCUGGAGCAGGAGACGCGCCCGACCUUCAUCGUAGACAUUGGCGACAGCGCAAACUACUUGCCCCGCUCCACGGCUCUGCAGAUACUCUUUGCGAACACGGCUCUGCGCUCCAGCGCCUCUACCUGGGCACUCGUGGCAGGCCGGUUCUCGGACCACGAAGAAAACGAAGCCACUGCAAUUGCAGCCACUCAGUUCCGCAGCUGGCUGCUGAGCGCCAUCCAAGGCGACACUCCAGCCGCCAACUCCCUCGCCCGUCGAACAUGGGGGGCGAGCCCUCACCCUGCUGCCAUGUACUGGGGAGACGAACUCGUUGCAAUCUACAAUGAGGCUUAUAUCGGCCUUGCUGGCCAAAAGCAUCCAGCUCUGAUGGGACAAAGCUACAAGAUAGCGUGGGCCGAAAUCUGGGACGAGGUCAAGGAUGUCUUUGCAAAUGCUCGAAUGACAGGACAAGCGACUAUGAAGGAUGACGACUGCCUUUUCAUGAAGCGCAGUGGAUUUCUCGAGGAGACGUACUUCUCUUGGUCCAUCAUUCCAAUGGUCGGCGAAGAUGGAACCGUCAUGGGACUCUACAACCCAGCUUUCGAGAAGACGAGGAGGAAGAUCGCCGAACGACGAAUGCUAACCCUCCGCGAGGUCGGCGAAAACACAGCCAUCGCUCGAGAUGUCAAAGGCUUCUGGGACCAGGUGUUGAUAGCCCUCACCGAAAACGAAUUCGACACGCCAUUUGUUCUACUAUACUCCGUUUCUGAUGAGAACGACAGUGAUUCUUCUUCGCUAUAUUCUAAUAGUCUUCUCGAGGCUAAAACAUGCUUCCUCGAAGGCUCCCUAGGCGCCCCGACUGGUCACCCAGCUGCGCCGGAACAGAUUGAUCUCAAGGAAGGAAACGAGGGUUUUGGUCCUGUUUUCCGCGAGGUCAUGAAGACUGACAAGCCAGUCGUGGUCAGCAUCGGGUCCGGCGAUCUUCCACAGGCCAUGAUGGAAGGGCUUGACUGGCGAGGGUUCGGAGACCCUUGUCGAGACGUUGUCAUCUGUCCAAUUCACCCAACCACUGGCGAGACAAUAUUAGGCUUCCUUGUUCUUGGCAUAAACCCAAGGAGACCGUACGACGACGACUACAAUCUCUUCAUUCAGCUCCUCAGCAGACAGCUAGCGACAUCGCUGGCGUCCGUUGUCCUCUUCGAGGAAGAGAUACGCAGGGGCCAAAAGGCAGCGAAACUCGCGGCAGAGGACCGAUUCAACUUGUCUGAACAACUCGCCGCUCGUACGCAGGAAGCAAAAGAAAGCGAAACGAGAUUUACGAGAAUGGCAGAGUACUCGCCUGCAGGACUCUUCAUCGCCGAUCACGCCGGGCGGAUAACAUACUGUAACGACACUUGGUUUGAAAUUUCAAGAGUACCGAAAGAGCGGGAUAAGACGGAUAGGUGGAUCGACUAUGUCAAGGAAGAAGACCAGAGUCUCAUCAAAGACCACUGGCGGAAGUUGGUCAACAAUGCUGCCGCCAUCAACGUCGAAUUCAGGUUCAAAGCGCUUUGGGAGGAUCGCAAUCGCAACAACGGAGACACAUGGGUACUCUUUUCUGCAUUCCCAGAGAAGGACGAGAGUGGUCAGCUCAAGAGUGUUUUCGGAAGCAUCACCAACAUCAGUCCGCAGAAAUGGGCCGAAGGAUUCCAAAAGCGUAAGAUGGAAGAGGCUGUGGAACUCAAGCGGCAGCAGGAGAACUUCAUCGACAUCACAAGUCACGAAAUGCGAAAUCCGUUGAGCGCCAUCUUGCAAUGCGCCGACGAAAUCUCCACCACGCUUAGCGAAUUCAGAGCCACUGGUUCCCGGACCAUUGCCGACAGCAUCGUUUCCGACUCAAUCGAUGCAGCGCAGACUAUUGCGCUUUGCGCCCAGCACCAAAAGAGAAUUGUGGACGACGUUCUCACGCUGUCGAAACUCGACAGUGCGAUGUUAAUGGUUACCCCAGUCGAUGCACAGCCAUUGCAAGUUGUUCAACGUGCAUUGAAGAUGUUCGAAGGCGAAGUGCAAACAGCCGGUAUCGAGAUGCAGUUCGUACUAACGGACUCGUUCAAGAAAUUGAAUGUUGAUUGGGUCAAGAUUGAUCCUUCGCGUGUACUCCAGGUAGGUCGUGUUCUCAUCAACUUGACAACGAACGCAAUCAAGUUUACCACUACCGAAGAGACGCGAAACAUCAAGGUCAUCCUUUCAGCAUCUCGCGAUCGACCAUCAACGGGUGCGUUGCCUUGUGUCAGCUACUUCCCGAUGCGCGCAAAGCGCAUGGAUCAGACUCUUGGACCUGACUGGGGCGACGGUGAAGAGAUUUACAUCGAGUUUGCAGUCCAAGAUACUGGGCGUGGCUUGAGUCCCGAAGAACUCAAAGUCCUGUUCCAACGGUUCCAACAAGCUAGUCCGAGAACGCACGUCCAGUACGGUGGUUCAGGUUUGGGGUUGUUUAUCUCGCGAGAAUUGACGGAGCUGCAAGGCGGUGAAAUUGGCGUGUCUUCUAAAGCAGGCAAGGGCAGUACGUUUGCGUUUUACGUCAAAUGCCGUCGGAGUAAGGAGCCGAGUGAGGCCGUCGAAGGUGCGACAGGAAUAUCGGUCACGAGAAAGUCAUCCAUAGCCAAAGACAAGGAACGUCUAGUUGAACCACCGAAGAUCAAGGAUUUUGCCGCCAUCCCAGAGAAGACAAAACCAGCUACCAAAGCCGCACCACAAAAGACCGACUUGCGGGUCCUUAUCGUAGAAGAUAAUCUGGUCAACCAAAAAGUCCUCCAACGCCAACUCCACAACCACGGCAUCGCAACCAAGGUUGCCAACCACGGCGGCGAAGCCCUCGACAUCCUCAAAACAUCCACAUAUUGGAAAUCCGCACCGCCCGGCGCCGCCGACCUCGGCGUCGUGCUCAUGGACAAGGAAAUGCCCGUCAUGGACGGCUUGCAAUGCACAAGCAAGAUCCGCGAGAUGGAAAAAGCCGGCGAGUUUAAAUGUCACAUUCCAAUCAUUGCCGUCACGGCGAAUGCAAGAAGCGAGCAGAUUGCGACGCUCCUGGCGGCGGGAAUGGAUGAUGUAGUUAGUAAGCCGUUUCGUAUUGGAGAGCUGAUCCCGAAGAUUGAGGAGUUGGCGGGGAGGUAUCCAAGUGUGAUCGACCUUAAGGAGCCGUUGGGAUUAGUCGUUCCGAGUAAGCAGGCGGAAGCGAAGGAGGCUGUGGGGCGGAGGUUGUAA